AGCCCAGUGCAUUGUGACGUGCUGCUCCAGACGAGUCCCCCCGCCGCGCUGCGCGAGUCCCGGAUCCGCGCGUUCGAAACGGACACGAGCCGGAAAAAGCCGCGAGGCCGCGAGCGAGGGAGUCGCAGCAGCAGCAGCGUCGCCGGUAUAAUAAAGCAACUCCCCACUGGAUGAGAAAAUCCUGCUGUGUCACGAAGAACCAUUUAGAAAAAUUUAGGUUUUUCUAAAAUAAAUCAACGUGUAGAUCACACAACAAGAAUAGAAUAACGAAUCAUCAAGCUUCUUCAGGAAUAGUCUGGCUAUUUUUCAACUCAAUUAAAUCCUGGUCAUUUUUCAAGAGAAAAAAAAUGAUGCAGGGUAUCUUUGGUAUAGAGAAAACAAAAUCAAUGCAGGAUAAUUCUGUCCAAGCACCAAUUCAUUCAAGUUCUGUUUCUUCUGACUCCAGUGAAGCUGAAAACCACUUGUAUGAAAAUCCUGAGGAAAAUAAAACUUCUAAAGUUCCACAAACCCAAUACAAAAGAUGGGUGACAGAAAAAAACCGAACCCAAAAGGAAAGUCAUGCAAGACCAAAUCUGUGCUCUACCGAUAAACCUUCCAUGAGAAAGAAUACAAGCAAAGUCGCUGGGUUGAACAAACAACAACAAAAUAAAAGGUGGAAAAAGUCUUCUAAGGUUGGAGGAAGAAAAAAUGCCGAUUUGAACACUGCACCCGAGCCAAAGUUUAAGGAUCGUGGACAGGAAUUCAGAGAAGAACCACAGUGGUAUACUGAGCCACUUUCGGACAAUGUAACCUCAGAUAAUUUAAAAAGCAAAUUAGAAACUGCUUACAAGAGUGGUUUACCUUCGUUUGAUACAGAUCUGUUAGAAAAGUUGCCAGCAUCCAUCAGGGAUCUAUGUAUAGCUGAUGGUUGUCCUAAAGACUAUCUCUGGACAGGUGCAUUUGUCGAUGGCCACUUUGUUGAUAUCCCAACAUUACUUGAUAAAACAGAGCUCAGUGAGAUUUUAGAUUGUUCUAAAACUAACCCUGAUUCAUUGGAUAAUCUUCAAAAAUCAGUAGAUCUCUUCUGUGAAGAAGAUGCUGAUCAAUCUUUGAUGGAUUCUUCUGGCUUUGAUUUUAAACAAGACAACGAAAAUCUUAACAUUGGAAAGAAAAAUGAAGAUUUAAUGCAGUUUGAAGGGGAACGUAAUGUAAUAUUGGAUGGAUUGAAUAUCUGGGAAGAUAGUCCAACAAUGGGUGGUGUGGAACAAAAUUCCCCAAUAGGUAUAUCCUGUACAAAUCAACUUGACUCUGAUCAAGUUAAAUUGUGGUUGUCAUCCACUACUGGUUCGUCUUUAAGUAAUAAGACAGGAAUUGUACCAUUUUGCAAAGAUUCUACACCUUUGUCAGACAAAGAUGAUGGCUGGCCUGAUCGCACGGAAGCCAUUGAAAAAGAUGCAUAUUUUUCAGUUAUAACAGAUCAAAAUGAUGCUGUAUUUUCUUGUGAAAAUAAUCCACGAAGUGUGAGUCCUUCAUUGCAGCAGAUUCAAACUUCAGCAUUAAAAGCCACCAAAGAUAAGAAUCCUGUUCAAAAUGAACCCAGUUUUUCGAAUAUUUUCAGAGAAGACUGUGGUUCUUGGUCAGUUUUGUGUAAAUCUGGUAAUAGAAUUUCCCCUUUCACUUUAAGAAAUAUUGAGUCAGUAACAUUUCCCAUUGAGCUAAAUGUAAACAUGACAACCGGCAUCCCAACUGCAUGUUCGGAGGAUGACCUGCUCAGUUUGCUCCCUGGCAGUGAAUAUCUACAAUUAGAUGACAGCUUUUUAAUUGAACUUCCAGUCAUGACUUCAAAAGAAAAAAUGGACAUCACAAAAUAUAGUGCUCAAGCAGACAAGAUUGAAACAGGAAAAUGGAAUCCAAUUUUUGGAAUUUGUCAAGAGAACCUUUCUGAAAAAAAGGAUGAUUUAAAUGCCAGAGUAAUUGAAGAGAUUUGGAAAGCAACACCAGAGGAAGAUAAAGCAGCAUUUUCAGAAGAUGUGAUCAAUAUUGACACAUGUCAUAGUUGUUCCUUAGGAACAGAGUCACCUCUGAAACAUGUAAAUGCUACAAAACUUCAGAAAUGCCCUCUCCAAAAAUCAGAAAGUAUUUUCUGGGAGGGUAAACUGGGAAGCUCCAAAAUUUUGGAUUCUGCAAAUGUUGACAUGACAAAACACUGUAGUGAGUGGAAAACUGAUAGUGAUCGUACUGAUGUUUCAGUUACAGACGGUAUUGAACAUAUAACGAGUAACCCAAAAGAGAGUGAAUUUUCAUCUGAGAACACCUUUUUGAAACCUACAACCACUCCUAGUAAAUCGGAGCCCAACAGAUUUGCUGCAGAUCAGAAGCCCUUGAUAAUUUGUGAUACGCAACAAAAUGCCAAUGAAGAAUCUACAGAGCAAAACACAACUAAUGACAUUUCUAUAGUCCUACCUGAAGAUUUGUGGGGAAAUUUAAAUGAUUAUCUAAAUGACUCCACAGAGCCCAACGAGAGUGCUUUCCUCCCCUUUGAACUCAAUUGUCCUGUUCCACAAAUGCUUAGCCUGACCAGUGCAUUGGAAAUUGACAGUGGCAAGAUGAACCAACAGUCCAGCAUUAUACCCAAAGUCAGUUCAGAUUUAAUAAUUGCCAACAAUGACAGAUUACAAAGUCCAAUACAUCAAGAUCAUGUGAGCAUAGCACGACAGACCAUAUAUCCCAACUCCAAACAAUUAUAUCCAAAGGAAGUGAUUCUUACACGAUUGGAGGAGAAUCCUGUUCAAAACACAGAAAGCAAUUAUCCCCAGCAUCAAUAUGGAUAUGUAGUGAUGUCAGAUAAUUCUAUUUCUGUGUUAAGUAAAGAGAAAUCUAAGUGCAAAAGUGUUUCCAAACAAGAUAAGCAGAUUAUGCAAGUGGAAACUGAAAGAAAAUCUUAUAAAGAAACUGAUCAGGGUACAAGCAGUUUAAUAUCAGUGGAUGCUGACGAAGAUCAACUGAAUUUUCUCCAGGGACGAUCACAGGAAAUGCAUUCAGAACAUGGUGAUGCUAAGAUGUCUUAUGAAACUGCAAAUCUUAAUGCAUCUAACGCAAAAAUGAAAGUAGACGAUGAUCUACAGCAUUCAAGAGGCAGAAUAAGUCAAGAGGGGCUUGAACAAUGCAAAGAAAGUAGCUCGAUUCCUUGCAGUCAUUUAGAGGGUUCCCCACCUGAAUCAGAAAGAUCCAAGGAAUGUAUUGGAGAAACCUGUUGCUCACUUCCUGACGGUCACCUUUCCACAAAAAAUACAGAUUGCUGCAGAAAUUCUAGUAUUACCACAACCUCCAUAGAUGUCAAAUCUCUACAUGAAGAACAAAUUCUCACGAGGCAUAAUGAAACAGAUGUAAGCCCAGAGGAUCCGAAUACAGAUCAAAAACUCAGCAGAAAUGUAAAGGAUUGUAAAACAUAGGGGUACAUUAGAAGAAACCAUGGUUGUUUUAAAUUAUAAUUUGGUUUAUUUUUUCCCCCACCAGAAAGAACAGCUUCCAUUAAAGGGACUGCCUAUUCAGCUCAAAGAAACUCAUGUAUUGUUCAUGGUUACUAUGGUUUCUUAGAGAAUCUGUAAAUUAGGCAAUUCUAAAUAGUGUGAUACCUAUCACUGAAUGGAAAAGAAAACUAAAUUCACUUUGCUGUUUCCAGUAUUUGUGAUUGUUUGGUGGGUCCAGAACAGAUUACCUGUUCAGAAAGAUUACUCACAUUUAAAGUAGAAUAUGUACCGCAAUUUAUAAAAUCUUUGUCAACUAAUAACUUUUCUUUAGGAGAUGAGGUUCUGGCAAAAUCUGAUUUUUAUUUAUUAGUGCCAGCAAAAACAAAAACUUGUUUAAAUUGCCUGGCACAAUUAGUUAUAUUUAUAAGUAGAUUGAUUGGGCUUCAUGGUAUGGGUGUUUGUAAUAAUUCUACAGUCCAAGAAUUUAACUGCAACAUUAAUUGUUAAUAAUCAGAUAUUUUCACUUAACAGUUGCACCACACAAUGCUUCAAAUAAAAGAAAUCUAAAGAAUGUCUCAAUUCUUAGCGCAUUACAGGUGUUCUCAGUUGUGCAAAGGCCAUCUGUAAUUAUUCUAGCUUUUUGUGAUUGAUUUGAAUAUUUCACACUUCCUGCAAAAUCUUACAUGCUGCAGCGUCAUGUAUUUUAUCCAUUUUUAUACUUCUAAAAGUACUAAAGAAAGAGUGAAUUAUUAAAAAGCUAUUUUAAUCCUUUAGUCAUUUGCUGGUUCUAAAAUGUAGAACAGAAAUAUUUACUUUGUAUUAGUAUUUUUAGGUGUGUUAUGCCAUUUGUCAUUUUCAUCUAGGUUCUAUUUGAGUAAUAUAUUUUUAUACUGUGUUCAGUAGCUGACUAGCAUAUGGAUAAAUAUACUUGAUAAUGUAGUGUUGCAUAUGUUAAGUUUUAUUGUACCUAUACUUAAUUAAGCCAUGAACCCAAAUUGGACUUGGAAGUAACACAACAUCCUAUCUUUAUAAUGCAUUGGCAUUAAAUAUAUAAGACUUGGCAAUUGCAUAAGCCGGGUACCUGAAACCCAUGCCCAUUAUACAAAAUUUGGCAAAUAAGCCACAUUGUGAGUUUGGCUUGGUGAGUCAAUAAAAAGUUUGGAGCAAAAUGUUAAACUGCUUAAAUUAUUUGGCACGUAAUUAAAACCCAUUGAUGUACAACAUCUUCGUACUUAUGGCAAACAUUUGGGUUAUUGUAAUUUGUUAACCUGACAUAGUAUGUAAUUGUUGUGAAACAAGUGCCCAUACUUGUUUUCAUUAAUAUUCUUUUAAUGGUGCUUAUUCAUCUUCUGUCAAGAAAGAAAAUGUAGGCUUAUAGCUUCAUGCCUAAGGACCAUUUUCAUGCGCGUAUAAACUAGUAACUGUGUAUGGUUCAAGUUAUAAAAGUUUUCUUUUUCGUUGAACCAUAUUCAGUGACAAUUUCUUAGUGCCUUUUUAUUUUUAUUUUUUUGUUCGUACAUACUUUAUAAAAAUAAAUGCAUGUUAUUGCUGUUGUGGGAAACUAUGUGGGGGGGUGGGGGAGGGGGUUGGUAUCCCCGACUCAUGCUGGUAUUUCACUUUUCAUACAUUUCCUCAAGUCUUGACAACCUAUCAUUUCUCACUUGUUCAUGGAGAACUUUACCACUCUUGGUUACAUGUAUGUCAUUGGACUUUUUGACCAUAGAGGACUUUGCAGCUGAAUCCAUUGGUGCCCUAACCUAACAUCCACACACAUGCACUUUUCCGUCUGUCAAAAAGUAGCAAGAUUACUUCUCUCCCCCCCCCCCCCCCCCCCCCCCCAACCACCUACCCCUGUCUCGUCCCUCACAAAUCUAUACAUAUAUGCUGAAUCCAAUUGGAGAAUCUAUACUGCCACCUCACUCUGAGGUCAGAUAGUUCUGGCCUGGAUUGAACAGAGCGCCUGUCUGGUAAGGGUAAAUUUCUAUUUAACAGUAUCAGAAUUUUACUGUAAUAUUGCCAGCUGUUAUUUAUUUACACAUUGGGGCUGUGCUAAGAUUAAGUAGUAGUGAAGUUUUCCGAUGUAUUCAAAGAUACAAAAUAGUUAACAAUGUACUCAAGUACUUUAUAAAAUGACAUGGUGAGAGUUGACCGAUUUGCAUUUCUAUUUAUAUUAGGUUCCAUCACUGACCAAUUUUCUGAUUCAAUUGAUUAAAGACAUCUGGGUGCAGGUUUUCUUUAAAGAUCUCUAUUGAGUGAAAUCUUAACAGACCUUGCAUUUUAUCUAAAGGAAAAAAAAUCAAGAAAUCUGCAUUUACUAAUUCUGCAUAAAUGCAAUGUUGGCAGAAUUGUAACUAGAGGUUGUAGAUAGAUGCUGGUAAAUAAUGGCAGAAUGUUUUUGAACAUCUAGAGCUGAUCCUGCAUUUUCUUAGCUAAGGAAAGCAGCAUAAACAUAUAGUAACAGUCUUCAUAAAGCAAGUUACUUAUAAACACCAUAAAGAAAAUCCCUUAACUUGUAGCUGCUUUUGAAUGCUCUGACUACAGAACUUGUUUGCCAAAAGUUAUUUUCUGAAUUUAGUUUUGUAAUUUAGUGCCACAGAAUAUAGUCAAAACAUGCAUUAUCCAUUAAAAUAAUAGCUAUUAUGCACAUACAAUAUCUGUGUUUGAUUUUAUAUCUUUAAAGGAUGUGCUGAUUGUAUUCUGUGGAUUUUUGAUUGAAUGCAUUUUUACUGGAUACUGUUUCAUUGUCAAACAUUUUGCAUAACAAAAUAAAAUCAGUGUUAACUAAU
Molecule: messenger RNA, 6235 nt
Organism: Amblyraja radiata (thorny skate)
Lineage: Eukaryota; Metazoa; Chordata; Chondrichthyes; Rajiformes; Rajidae
Exons: 5
Coding region: 348-3431 (1027 amino acids)
Source: RefSeq, a predicted model, not a curated record